Molecule: messenger RNA, 129 nt
Organism: Colletotrichum paranaense
Lineage: Eukaryota; Fungi; Ascomycota; Sordariomycetes; Glomerellales; Glomerellaceae
Exons: 2
Coding region: 1-129 (42 amino acids)
Source: RefSeq, a predicted model, not a curated record
AUGCGCCGGCAACGACGGCGGGACGGCGUUUUGCCCAAGCCUUCCCCCGCGGGUGUCGGGCAAGGAAAGGUUAGGUCGGAAUCAGUCUCACACAUGCUGCACAGCAAGAACAACGGAGCAGGGGGGUAA